Molecule: messenger RNA, 1563 nt
Organism: Hipposideros armiger (great roundleaf bat)
Lineage: Eukaryota; Metazoa; Chordata; Mammalia; Chiroptera; Hipposideridae
Gene: NTSR1
Product: neurotensin receptor 1
Exons: 4
Coding region: 319-1563 (414 amino acids)
Biological process (GO): neuropeptide signaling pathway
Cellular component (GO): plasma membrane
Molecular function (GO): G protein-coupled neurotensin receptor activity
Source: RefSeq, a predicted model, not a curated record
AGCGCGCCGGGCAGCUGUGCGUGCGCUCCGCUCGGCGCCACAGGCUCGGAGGGGCCAGGAGCCGCGAGGUCUGGAGAUCGGAGGAAGCCGGGGGCCCUCGUGGAGCCUAGAGCCCCGAGUCCAGAGGAGGAGGGAGCCCCGAGCCCCAGACGAGCGCAAGCCCUGAGCGCUCCAGGGUGGCGCGGUCAGGGUCCCGCACUUCCGUGCUGGAAGGCGCGCCCCCUCGCGCCCUCGCGCCCGCCCCUCGGGCUCCUUCUACCCAGCGUCCAGCCUCGGAGGCGCUGGACAGAACCGCAGACCGGCCGGAGCGCGCCCACCAUGAGCCUCAAUAGCUCGGCCUCGGCCCCCCAGGGCGCCAACGCCCUCCCGCUGCUCCCAUCGGGACUGGAGGCAGCGCUGCUGGACCCGGGCUUCAGCAACAGCUCAGGCAACGCGUCAGAGCCCGUCCCCGCCGUGCCCAGCAGUGACUUGGAUGUGAACACGGACAUCUACUCCAAGGUGCUGGUGACAGCCGUGUACCUGGUGCUGUUCGUGGUGGGCACGGUGGGCAACGCGGUGACGGCGUUCACGCUGGCGCGCAAGAAGUCGCUGCAGCACCUGCAGAGCACGGUGCACUACCACCUGGGCAGCCUGGCGCUGUCCGACCUGCUCAUCCUGCUGCUGGCCAUGCCCGUGGAGCUCUACAACUUCAUCUGGGUGCAUCACCCCUGGGCCUUCGGCGACGCCGCCUGCCGCGGCUACUACUUCCUCCGAGACGCCUGCACCUACGCCACGGCCCUCAACGUGGCCAGCCUGAGUGUGGAGCGCUAUCUCGCUAUCUGCCACCCCUUCAAGGCCAAGACCCUCAUGUCUCGCAGCCGCACCAAGAAGUUCAUCGGCGCCAUCUGGCUCGCCGCCAGCCUGCUGGCGGUGCCCAUGCUGUUCACCAUGGGCCAGCAGAACCUCAGCGCCGACGGCCAGCACCCCGGCGGCCUGGUGUGCACACCCAUCGUGGGCACUGCCACCAUCAAGGUCGUCAUCCAGAUCAAUACCUUCAUGUCUUUCGUGUUUCCCAUGGUGGUCAUCUCCAUCCUGAACACCAUCAUCGCCAACAAGCUGACCGUCAUGGUCCGCCAGGCAGCCGAGCAGGGCCAGGUGUGCACGGUUGGGGACCAGCACAGCUCGUUCAGUAUGCCCAUCGAGCCCGGCAGGGUCCAGGCCCUGCGUCACGGAGUCCGGGUCUUACGCGCCGUGGUCAUUGCCUUCGUGGUCUGCUGGCUGCCCUACCACGCACGGCGCCUCAUGUUCUGCUACAUUUCAGAUGAGCAGUGGACGCCGUUCCUCUACGACUUCUACCACUACUUCUACAUGCUGACCAACGCCCUUUUCUACGUGAGCUCCACCAUCAACCCCAUCCUGUACAACCUCGUCUCCGCCAACUUCCGCCAGAUCUUCCUGUCCACCCUGGCCUGUCUCUGUCCCCUGUGGGGGCGCAGGAGGCGGAGGCCGGCCUUCUCAAGGAAGACCAACAGCGUGUCCAGCAACCACACCUCCAGCAACGUCACCAAAGAGACACUGUAUUAG